This is a messenger RNA of Cladocopium goreaui, 153 nucleotides long. Lineage: Eukaryota; Dinophyceae; Suessiales; Symbiodiniaceae. The record is from the annotation of a GenBank genome assembly.
GUCGCGGAGCAAUGGUGCCACGCCAUGGUGCUGGAUGGUUGCCGCGCUGCGCUGAACAGGUGGCACCAGGCUGCAUCCCUCUUCCGCAGCUCCCAAGUGCUGCAGCAGAGACGACAGCUGCAGCAUGCGCGCUGCGCGCUUCGGCGAUGGCAG